AUGGUCAGUCACAGGAUAUCCUCUCGUCAUUGCCCGAAUAUCUGGAUGUUUCCAGCCUCUACGGCAUUGCCAGCGUGGUUGGCUUCCUCCUGGCCGGCUCCCUCAUUUUUGCGCUGGCACGAGAUGGCCGAAGAUCAUAAAACAUUGGUUGGGCCAUACGAGCUACGAGGAGAGUGGUACCGAUCGUCAACCAGUUGUCUCAAUCCCCUCAUUCUACCACGCCCCUCGAGCCCCUCUCUAAACAAACUCUACAACCAGAGGCAUCUGUGCCGGCAGCUUCAAGAUAUAAUAGUUCCCAUUCAUGUUCGCGACGGUCGCUCAGUCAACAUCACGGUGCCUAUCCAAGCUCAUCUUCCAGGGAAGCGUGGUGAAACAGUGCCAGGCUGGUAAGAUAACCAGUUCGGCAGACUAUGUCAUCCGGAAUCUGCUUUUUCCCAUUGAACUUGUUCAAUCAAGACAGUCCCACCUGGCUCAAAAAUGAUGCUUGAACAUAAGGGAACCUACCCAAAGUCACACUGCCUGGUGUAUAAGCUCAGCUCUUCUGAGGGAGAUCGAUCAGGCUUUGGCAACAGAGAAAAGAUCUCUUCUAUCUCCCCCUGAAACCUAAGGAACAUGUGAGUGAAAGGGAUGGGAUUGGAAGAAGGCAGACAGUAGAAUGUAACUGAUAGCUUGCAUUACCAUAGAGAGUUUUGGAAACGAGGUUGGGGUGAACCGUCAAACAUCGAGAUGGGCCAAGGGAAAUGCCAUG
This is a messenger RNA of Podospora pseudopauciseta, 748 nucleotides long. RefSeq lists its product as uncharacterized. The transcript is spliced from 3 exons. Bases 1 to 390 code for a protein of 129 amino acids. The record is from RefSeq and is a predicted model, not a curated record. Lineage: Eukaryota; Fungi; Ascomycota; Sordariomycetes; Sordariales; Podosporaceae.